UUAUACAGGUUAAAUACAUAGCAGUGGAUAGACGGAAAGUAACUAGUCAGAUAAGAAACUAAAGAAGUCAAUAUUUGAUAUUCUAGCCAGCUGUAUAAAUACCCGGUUACAUUAUGGCUGUGCCUGGUAAAAAGGCAUCUCAGAAACUGUCAUCUACACUAUCUCGAGGAGGUGCUGAAGAUUUUGACAUAUUCUGUGAACAAUGUGACAGAGAUGACAUCAGACUACCUGCCUUUGGUUAUUGUGUGGAUUGUGAGGAACAUUUAUGCCAAACUUGCUUUAACACUCACAGGCGACCAAAAUCACUACGCCAUCACCAACUUCAAGAUAAAGAUCACAUGCCAGAUAAACAAAAGCUCCAUAAGUCAUUAAAAUCUACUUCUGGUGGAAAGACAGCUGAUUUGACAAAGUCUUGUCCUAAACAUACCAAUGAAAUUAUCAAGUUCUACUGUCAUGACCAUAACACACUUAUAUGUAGCGUUUGUGUAACCCUUGAACACACACCAACAUCCUGCCGUGUGGACUAUAUACCUAAUAUAUCAGGGAAGAUUUUAGACAGCACUGAGUUCAAAGAAACUCUUAAAGAUAUUAACACAUUAACAGACAAAUGCUGCCAGAUUACAAAAGAUUUAAAACAAAGAGUUGACAAAUCAACAAUUUCUCUUAAAGAUGCUAUAGUAGAAAUAGAAAACUUUAGAAAAGAGAUAAACAAAAGAUUAGAUGAACUAGAAAAGGAAGUUAAAGAGACUGCAACAAAAAUCAAACAUGAAAAUCAAAGAAAGUUGAAAACAACAGAAACAAUGUGUGAUGACAUCAACAAAUCACUCCAAGCAUCAGCUGAUACUCUAAAACAUCUCAACACCAACAAGAAAACUGACCAAUUAUUUACUGAAUUGAAAAAAGCUCAGCAAUUGAUAUUACACAAUGAAAAUAUAACAAAACAACUACCAACAACCAAUGAUGUUGAUGAAUACAAUUUUGAAUCAAAUCAUGCAAUCAAAAAACUCUUUCAGAAUGAGAAAUCAUUCGGAACAUUGAGAAAAAAGGAACAGAAGAUACCAUCUCAACCAAAGAAUAAAUGUCCAGUACCAAUGAAAUUGUCUACCCUUAGAAACAUCAAUGUUAAAUUAUCCUCAGAUGAAGAUGAUUGCUGGAUUACUGGUAUAACUGUCUCUCCCCAGAACCAAUUAUUUGCAGCAGAUUUCCAAAAUAACUCAAUUAAAAUCAUAGACAUAAAAACUGGAGCAAUCAAACAAUUACAGCUUGAAACAUAUCCCUGGGAUAUCACCAAAGUAACCAGAGAUACACUUGCUGUUACAUUACCAGGCAUUGACACAAUACAGUUUAUUUCCUUCUCAUCAAACUCUCUCUCAUUGAAAAACAAACUGACAGUAGAUGGAUAUUGCUAUGGGAUAAGCCAUCAUCAGGGGAAACUUGCAGUCACCUUUUCAACUCCUGUUAAACUCCAAAUCAUGGACUUGAAAGGUAAUAUUGAAAUAACAGUUGAGAAAGAUUCCAAUGGUGACAGUAUUUUCAGUAGGCCUUUGUAUGUAACCACAAACAGCCAUUCAAUCUAUGUAUCUGAUAAAGGCGAGAAUGCAGUUAUAUGGUUUAACUGGCAGGGACAGAUGAUAGGAAGGAAUGUAGACAUUGAAAGUCCACAAGGUAUUUCACUGUUAGAUGACAGGUACUUUAUGGUGAAUGAUGACGUGACUUUUUGUAUACAUAGAGUAAGUUUGGACUGUAAAGACAGGACAACUAUACUGGAGAAUGUAGAGGAUCCUCAAGCUGUAUGUUGGUGUGCUGAGUCAAGUACACUUUAUUUAAGUACAUGCAGCAAUAUAGAGAGUGACAAUAAUAUUAAAAUGUAUAAAACCAUGUAGAACCAAGCAAUGGUAAUCACUGCAAACAUAGCAAAACAUAUUUAUCAUUACUUAAUGUUUUAAUAAUACACCCAUAAGCAGUUCUUAUGUUGUAUAUGUGCUAAAUAGAAAAUUGUAUUUGUGUAGUUCAAUUACUAAUUUGUCAAACUCCAUCAACGAAAUAAUAUUAUGCUUGUCAGAGGCUUGUAUGAUAUAAAAAUUUCAUUUAACUUCAUUUUGUAUGUAGAUCUACACUCAUUCCAUCACCUCUAUAUAUUCUCAAUACACAUAACAUCUAUGCAAUAUCAUAAAUUAAAUUUUAUACUACACAUUUCUAAAGACUUUAAAUCCAUCUAUAUAUAAUACAAUAUAAAUCAGUAAAAAUUAUAAUAACAAACAUUUGUUUAAUUAAUGUAAUUUAAUUAUACCUCUCCGGUUUCACAAAAUCAUUAGGAUAAUAAAAUAUUAAUAUGGAAACGACGUCCAUAUAUAGCGUGAGCUAUAAUCAAUGUUUGUUUCCCAUAUAAACAUUGUCUAAUAGACUUGGUUAUAUAAGCAUUUGAAUUUCACUGGGUCAUAUAAUCAGUCACAAUAUUUAAAACUAGUAUUGUACACCAACCUGGAAGAAACAACCAAGACAGAUAAGAGAAAGUAUGUCACUGCUACAAAAAAAAUGGCAAAAUUCGCAAAGAGAAAAACAAUUAAAAACGCAUGCUAAUUCUAUGACAUUCAAAGCUGGCACAACAAACAUAUGAUAAAAUGGUGUGAAACUUACAAUAUGAUUUAUAGUAGCUCUUAUUACGUUGAUUUUGUUUCUUUUCUUUUCUAAUGUUUGUAAAUAUCUUCUGAACAUACAUGGUAUAACUUCUGAGGACCUGAAAAUGAGAAUAGUUUCAAAAUGAGAUACUAUAGGUGUAAAAAAAAUGUUUUUAACUUUUGUUGGAUAUAAUGCAAAUAUGAGAUAUGGGGGAUAUUUGUUUGUGUUGAAUAUGCACUAAAUCUCACUAAGAAAUUCAUUUUUUUUAGUUACUGAGAAUGACUGAAAAAUAUAUAAAGAAAGAGUAAUGGCAAAACCAGGUUUUCAAAAAAGCAGGGUCCAAAACCUACAACAUGAAAAUAAAUUUUCAUGUUUGACCAUGCCAGUAAAUGAUAUUUUUUUCAAGUUUUCUCACUGUAAUUAAUUUAUAUAAAGGUUUGGUAAUAAAUGUUGUUUUGUCUAUGUAUGAAUUAAAUCAAACUGCAAAUAAAAGCAAAGUAAAAUGG
Messenger RNA from Ruditapes philippinarum (Manila clam), 3125 nucleotides. RefSeq lists its product as uncharacterized. The transcript has 2 exons. Gene Ontology annotation, molecular function: zinc ion binding; ubiquitin-protein transferase activity. The record is from RefSeq and is a predicted model, not a curated record. The coding region runs from base 114 to 1883 and encodes 589 amino acids. Gene Ontology annotation, cellular component: nucleoplasm; chromatin. Lineage: Eukaryota; Metazoa; Mollusca; Bivalvia; Venerida; Veneridae. Gene Ontology annotation, biological process: positive regulation of DNA-templated transcription.